Mya arenaria is the source of this 4618-nucleotide messenger RNA. RefSeq names its product cystathionine beta-synthase-like. Gene Ontology annotation, molecular function: cystathionine beta-synthase activity; cysteine synthase activity. Lineage: Eukaryota; Metazoa; Mollusca; Bivalvia; Myida; Myidae. The record is from RefSeq and is a predicted model, not a curated record. Bases 164 to 1783 code for a protein of 539 amino acids. Gene Ontology annotation, cellular component: cytoplasm. The transcript is spliced from 16 exons.
GUUCCGAAUGUCGUGUGAACACACCUUUAACAAAUAACCAAUCAGCGAGCUCGAACGUGGAGGUGCGGUCAACUUCAGUCUUACGAGUCCAACGAUUUGUAAACAGAGACGUGCAGUGAAAGAAACGUUAACAGCACGAUUGCAUCAAUUGUGACCUUCAACAAUGUCUGAGAACACUGUUUUGGAAAACGGAGAACAGAGGGACAGUCCAUUUCGUCAUUGGCAGCGCCCUGAUCUCCCCAGCAGAUGCACGUACCAUCAAGCGUCAUCAAUUAAGGAAUCACCUCAUAUACAUCUGCCAGUUAAGCCAAGGCCUGCCAUUAUGUCUUCUGUCCUUGACAACAUCGGAAACACGCCUCUUGUAAGAUUAAACCGGCUGCCUGCAUCAGAAGGGAUCCAGUGUGAAGUCUUGGCAAAGUGUGAGUUUUUUAAUGCUGGAGGGAGCGUGAAGGAUCGUAUUGGAUUGCGAAUGGUCGAAGAUGCAGAGAGAAGGGGAAUUCUUAAACCUGGGGAUGUGCUUAUUGAACCUACGUCUGGGAAUACUGGUAUUGGUAUGGCGCUGGCAGCUGCAGUGAAGGGCUACAGGUGCAUCAUCGUGAUGCCGGAGAAAAUGAGCAUGGAAAAGGUUGAUGUUCUACGAGCCUUAGGUGCCGAGAUUGUCCGCACACCGACCAGUGCUGCGUUUGAUUCCAAGGAGUCGCACAUCAGUGUGGCUAAGCGCUUGAUGGAAGAGAUCCCCAAUGCCCACAUACUGGAUCAGUACCGGAAUGCCAGCAACCCACUGGCCCACUAUGAUGGAACUGCGGAGGAAAUACUCCAGGCCUGUGAAGACAAGGUUGACAUGGUAGUUCUGGGAGCUGGUACGGGGGGAACACUGACAGGGCUUGCCAGGAAGUUCAGGGAGAGAUGCCCUAAUUGCAAGGUGAUAGGUGUAGACCCGGCUGGCUCUACUCUGGCAGAACCUUCUGAGAUAAACAAGACUGACGUCACUGGCUAUGAGGUUGAAGGGACGGGCUAUGACUUCAUACCAACUGUACUUGACAGGAAGUUUGUGGACAAGUGGUACAAGUCGUAUGACAAGCCAACAUUUCAAAUGUCUCGUCGUCUCAUACGAGAGGAAGGACUUCUCUGUGGCGGCAGCAGUGGGGCCACAAUGUACAUUGCCCUACAGGCCAUGAAGGAUUUUGGACUGAAGAAGGGACAGAGAUGUGUUGUCAUAUUUGCAGACUCUGUGAGGAAUUACAUGACAAAGUUCCUCAGUGAUGAUUGGAUGAGCCAGCGUAAUUUUCUGGCACACGACCCGCGUGUGGGUGUGGCUGGAACAUGCUCUGGUCAAUGGUGGUCAAAGCUGAAUGUGAGCUCCCUGCGUCUUCAGAGCCCUCUGACUGUUAUGCCGAAUGUAACAAUAGGAGAGACAUUGGAAAUACUGAACCAAGAAGGUUUUGACCAGGUCCCUGUCGUCGACAAGGACGGAGUGGUGCUGGGUAUGAUUACCGUAGGCAACAUGAUGUCACAGGUCGUGAGGGCAAAGGUCAUGAAGUCUGACCCUGUCACCAUGGCGAUGUACAAACAAUUUAAACAGGUGCAGAUGGACACAUCACUGGGUCAGCUGUCUCGGAUGCUGGACACUGACCACUAUGUGCUGGUCGUCCAUGGACAGAAACAAUAUGAGGGAAAUUCCAAGACCAUCCAGAAGCAGAUGAUAUUUGGAAUUGCCACCAGAAUCGACCUGAUAAAUUUCAUCACAGAAAACCAGCCAACACCACCAGAAAAUGCAUCAUAGAACUUUUGUUCUUUGUGCUUUUGUUUCAUGAUAUACAAACAAAUGUUAUCCCGAAACUCUGGCCAUCGGUCAAAGCUAACGUUACUGACUGCAAUCUGAUCUGUUUUUAAUGGUCUUGAUAUAAUAAACUUGAACUUGUGUUUGUUAAGCUUUCAAUGUUGCUCAAAUUUAACUGCAUGUAGCAACAGUACUUUUUUAAACAAAUAUUUUUUGGCAGUUCUACAAACUGUAGUGUGUCUUUCCAUUUAUUACUUAGUGAACUCUUGAGUAUACAGAGAGAGACAGCUGGUCCAAAUUUCAUAAUCAUAUUUUUUUUUUCAUUUACCUAAAUUUCUUAUUUAAAACUCAAUAUACCAAAUAAAACACAGUUUGUGAUUAUCUUACAUGUAAGUUUCCUUUAAUAUACCAUCACUCUGUAAAAUGAGAACAUUACUCAAUUUAUACCACAUCUUAAAUAGCGUGCUGAACUUGAUCCUGCUCCAUGAAAUUAAGAUUGUUAUAAGAAAAAUUGGGAUAACAUUAUCAUUAGAUAACAGCAUAUUGAAAUUGGAGCUGCGUUAUUUUUGAAUGGUAAUAUAGCUUUAUUGUUUGUUUCCUUUUGUCAUGUUAGGGUGUCAGGCUGUGUAAUCAAUGCUUCAGACUCAUGUUAGCCACGCACUGUUGCAUCUUUUACCAUUUUGAAACAAAUAUACAUUUGGGUUUUUAAAUAUAUGUGGAUGGGUCUCAAUUAAACACAUAACAUGCCACAUGAGAUAUGGUAUGGGCAUAAAGUUGAACUUCUACGAGCUUGGCUUUGUUUCGGAGAAGUCGUCUCAUGUAUAUUCUAUUGUGGUUUAUAAUAUUUCCAAUGAACUUUAUAACAGUUACUUGUUAUAAAGUUUUUAAACCCUAGUCCAAAUAUACUACCUUUAUCUUUACUUCAGUUUUACUAUGUGACUUAUUAUAUGGGAUGACUACUCCGUAUAUGGUACAACUUCUAGCAGCUUCUAGUGGUUUCGUGUUGGUAUCACUUGUUUUGUAAUCUCAAAGCAUACAUGACCUUGUUCUCAUGUGGUAAUCUCAUCACAUUUUAUGAUAUGUAUUGUUACCUCUUAUUAUUGCUUGGGGGUUUUCUGUGUAAGGGAAACAAUGGGCAUUUCUGGUUCUAUAUGUUGUAUGCCAUAAGUGCUUCAUAAUUAAGUGAUGCUAUGUUUUGUUCAUUUCUUUGCUACAUGAGUUUCAGUAAUCUGCAGCCAAUUGGAUAAAACUGGUUAAUUCUUUGGUUUGAUCAUUAAUUGCAGUUUUGAAAUUACAAAAUAACUGAAAAAUGAAGAUCAACCACACAUUGGUAACUGCUAUUUUACAAGAAUUUCAUAAUUUACACUUUAUCAGAUUAGUUAACAAAUUCAAGAUGAUGUAAACAUUGCGUUAGAUUUAUAACCUAAUAGGUUUUUGUGAUCUGAUGUUUAGUUUUAAAAGCAAAAAUAAAUUUCACUUUGUAUCAUGUAAAUAUAAAGCAAAGAAUUGGUUCAAAUAUUUAUAAAUAUGUACAUCUCGGAAUAGGCAAAUUAUGUACAGGUUUGAAAAGGUAAAUUAUGUACUUGUAUGUACGAUUUUACCAGUGCUUAAUGUUAUAGUAGCUGUUUUAAAUCUGCAAUUGAUGUACAAGUGGUACCAAUAGUAAUAAAUAUUUCACUGUGAAAAUGCAUGAAUUUGUACCAUGACAUGUUCAACUGUUUGACUCAUUGUUUUGCUCUAUUUGGGUUUAUACAUAUACAUCUGUGGCCAAUCAUGGAUCAUGUACAUCUCUAGACAAUCGUGGAUAGAGGUGGGAUAUAUAUAUCAUAGCUUGCAUUUUUAAUUUGUACACAUAUUGCCUUUAUGCAAAGAUCUUUAGAUCUGCACAAAGGGGAUUUAGAGCUUAUAGUUCAUAUAAAGUAGGCAGAAUGGCAGCACCCAUCAUGUUUUUAAGGUCAUGGAUGCUUUGAAAGUAAUAAAUUUUUCUUUUUAUGUAAAAUAUAUUUGAUCAAAUGUAGGCAAAAACUGACAAGUUUAAUGAUCUAUAAGACCUAUUUGCUUGCAAGAACUCAAAUUUAAUUAAUGACCAUAUAAUAAUGUACAUGUGUAUGUAUCGGACUUUAGUAUACAUGUAAAUGUACAUUAGGUUUAACUGAUCUAAUAUUCUAUGAACACUCGUUGGUAGUUAUAAAGAUCCAGAUCUUUACAUAACAUUUUCAUACAUGAAGUAGCUGAUUCAGAAACAUUUAUCUUUGUCUAUUGUUCUUAUAUAAGUUGUGGUCUUUUUUGUGGUGGAAAUUUGAAAUAGCAGCUAGACUAUUAUGAAAAAACACAAUUAUGUAUUAUAAUUUAAAUGAAUACAUUUAUAUAUUACCAUUAUAUGCUUGAGGGUUUAAUUUUUAAAAGGUGAAAAAAUAUUCAUAUUAGUGAGGUUGCAAACCAGUGCUUGUACGUGUGGACUCCGUUUCCAUGUCCAGUUAUGUGUACAAUGUCCUUAUAAAGUCUAAAAGGUUGUGUUUUUGUUAUUUAGUAGUGUUCAUUAUACGAGUUUAAUAUAGCAUUACAAAGGCAGGAGGGAAAUGAUUAAUUUAUGUACUAAUUAGUCUACAAAUUCAAAUUUAAAGAAAGAUAUUGUAUACAACAUUUAACUAAACAGCAACCUUUACAUGUACAUGUAGUUACUCAUGUACACACAUGUACAAGUGGUACAUUCCAACCUGUAUAUUGUCAAUGGGUUAACACACUGUAAUUAUUAAAAGAUCUCUUUAAUUUAUAUUCUACAAAUGUCUGAUUUCUUUGGUAGGCAUCAUGCUUCAAAUGAAAUAAAAUUCAAAAGUU